Molecule: messenger RNA, 1281 nt
Organism: Lactuca virosa
Lineage: Eukaryota; Viridiplantae; Streptophyta; Magnoliopsida; Asterales; Asteraceae
Source: the annotation of a GenBank genome assembly
AUGGCGUUCAAUGUCGAGAUAACAGCAACCCACAUCAUUAAACCUUCAUCCUCCACUCACGACCACCUGAAAACCCACGAUUUAUCACUUUUCGACCAGUUAUCGCCUUCCGUUUAUCCUCCGAUAAUCUUCUUCUACGAUCCAAAGCCAAACUCGAACUUAGCCCCUCGACUCAAAACCUCUUUAUCUAGAGUUUUGUCGUCGUUUUAUCCAUAUGCUGGACGUGUAAAUGGAGAUGUUUUUGUGGAUUGCAAUGACGCCGGAAUACCGUAUUCCGAAGCCACUGUUGAUUGUUCCCUAUCUUAUGUACUUCAACAGUACGAUUUGAACUUGAUGAAACAGUUUGUUCCUUUAAAUGAGGAAUCCGAGAAUCCUGAUCAUACCAUUCCGUUGCUAGUCCAGGUGAGCUACUUCAAAUGUGGUGGAAUUGCCAUUGGUGCAUGUUCUUCGCAUAAGAUCGGCGAUGCAUCUAAUUUCUUUUCUUUUAUUCGUGAAUGGGCAAACUUUUCAUUGAGCGAUAACCCAGUUUUGGUUCCCGAGUUCAGUAUCUCAUCUCUAUUCCCACGGAUAGGUUUCUUGAACUUUAACACCGGAAUCAAGAUUCCAAUAAACGAAAAGCUCGUUAGAAAGAGGUUUGUGUUCAGUGCUUCAAGCAUAUCAUCACUCAAGGCCCAAACAUCAUCUUCUUCACGUGUUCAAGCUGUCACAGCCCUCACCUGGAAAUGUGCUAUGAACGCAGUUAAGAAACCUGAGAUUACAUCAUCAAUGGCAAUGACGCUUGUGAACAUGCGAGGACGCCUCGACCCACCAUUGCCAGAGACCUCUUUUGGCAACUUUGUUGGGUCGUUUUUGGCGGAGAAAGGCUUUGAUGACGGCGGUGAGAUUGAGUUACGGGGCUUGGCGGGUCAACUGAGACAUGGGUUUAAAGAAUUCUGUGAUGUUUACAUGAAACAAGUUCAAGAUUCCAAAGAUGGGAUAUUUGCAAUCUUGAAUUACUCUAAAAAGAUUGGGGAAAUGUUGGGAAGAGAUGGAACUGAAGUGUUUACGUUUAGUAGUUGGUGUGGAUUCCCACUGUAUGAGAUUGAUUUUGGGUGGGGAAAGCCAAGGUGGAUUAGCGUAACAAAUACACCAUUCAAGAAUGGAAUCAUGAUGAUGGAUACUAAAGAAGGGAAUGGAAUUGAAGUAUGGGCCAAUUUGGAAGAAGAAGUGAUGGCCAUCUUUGAACAAGACGAUGAGUUGUUGGCUUAUUGUUCUCCAAGCAUGUGUGACGAUAGAAUGUAA